Penicilliopsis zonata CBS 506.65 is the source of this 964-nucleotide messenger RNA. RefSeq lists its product as hypothetical. Bases 254 to 736 code for a protein of 160 amino acids. The transcript has 2 exons. Lineage: Eukaryota; Fungi; Ascomycota; Eurotiomycetes; Eurotiales; Aspergillaceae. The record is from RefSeq and is a predicted model, not a curated record.
UCGCUGAUUGCUGAAAGUGGGCAUGAGCUGCGCCUUGUCGAUGUUGGGGGACCGCAGAACCUUGUUUCCCUGCUGAGUAACAGGAGGGAUCCUCAUGCGUAUAAAACCCUUUGAUCGCCAGGGAGCUCAUCAUGACUCCUCAUUCCCGAUUAAUCAUACCUCAUUCCUGACUUAUCACACGUGGCUUGUUCACUGAGACAUACUCGAGCAUAACUUAAAGAAAACAAUUCUUCUCUACGAACUACCUUGCAUCAUGAAGUUCACCUACAUUGCUUCUCUCCUGGUCGCGGCCUCCGCCGUGUCCGCCGUGGACAUCAACUCCAUUGUCUCUGAAGCGGAAGGCGCCGGCGAGACCGCCGUCAGCGCCGCGGAGAGCACCGCAGGCGGCGCAGCCUACACCUCGCUGACCUCGGAAGCGGCCUCCAUCUACUCGGAGGCCCAGAGCUACGCGUCCUCCGUCGCCUCGGAGGCCGAGAGCCGCUACUCGACUUUCACGGAAGGCUGGACCACCCUGACGGGCUCCAACGGCCAGGCCACGGCCACAGUACACGACACCGCCAGCAACACCGGCUCUGCUGCCACGGCCACCACCACGGCUUCCGGCUCCUCCACGUCGUCGACCUCGACUAGCUCCGCCUCCUCGUCUUCCUCUUCUGGCGCCGCUGCUCCGACCGCCGCGCUGAGUCUCAGUCUGGCUGGUGUUGUUGGCGUUUUCGGGCUGAUGGUUGCUCUGUAGUACCCUAUCUUCCUUAUAAAGUCAUGUUGUUCUUGUCGUUUCUUCUCUCUUUAUACCUCACUGUUAUUUUUGUCGACCUUUCAUUCCCUUUCGUAUCCAAUUCCCAACAGUGGUGAUAUCCAGAGCGCGUCCUCUACACUUCCUAUCGUUUUCUUUUCAUAGUUACUUUGUGAAAUUAAACCCACCAUUCCAGAUCUGAUAACCCCCGAUCAACAAGCGAUAACCUUG